This is a messenger RNA of Trichoderma asperellum CBS 433.97, 4061 nucleotides long. The record is from RefSeq and is a predicted model, not a curated record. NCBI's taxonomy places the organism in Eukaryota, Fungi, Ascomycota, Sordariomycetes, Hypocreales, Hypocreaceae.
GCCAACGCAAUUUCAUGCUAUCGCCCAAUGAGAGGUUGCUGGACGCCUGGUACAGUAAGAAAGGAGUCAGAAAAUGUUAGUCCACCAGAUUGGGCACCCCCUCGUUCCUGUCGGCACCGCGCAGGUCUGAAUGCUUUUCCCAAUUUUUCGAAAGGAAGAUACCGCACCGCUGUUCAAGCUGUUGAGAGUCUGUAGAAACUCCAUUCGAUUUUCAGUAGCCACACGCAUCCAUCAUGGCCACCUUGCAGUUGGACGGCCAUGAACGAGCCAUUUUGGAUCGCCAGUUGAAUGGCCUCGAAACCGACGGCAAAAAGAGCAACCAUGUCUUUGUAUAUGCGACGUUUUUGGACAAGGUCAUUCUGUCGAUUAGUUCCCUAUGUGCAAUUAUUGCUGGCGCCCUGAAUCCUCUGGUUCCUGUCAUCUACGGUCUUCUUGUUGGUGUAUUCGAUGGCUUCACCGCUGGAACUGUUACCGCCAACGAGCUGCGGUCCAAGAUAUCAACGUUUAGCCUCUACUACGUCUACCUCGCCAUCGCACUCUUCGGCUUCUCAUAUGUAUCCACUGUUGGCUUCUACUACUCUGGAGAGCGCAUCGCUCGGGCGUUACGAACUGCAUAUCUGUCGGCAAUCAUGCGCCAGAAUAUGGCCUUCUUUGACCUACUUGGACCGGGGGAAAUAACAAACUGUAUCAUGUCGGACAUGGGUGUCGUCCAAGAAGCUGUCACAAGCAAGGUUUCAGUUAUGCUGACUGCCGUUGCGCAGUUCUGUGCUGCUUUCGUCAUCGCCUUUAUAAUGUAUUGGAAAAUGGCAUUCAUCAUCACUCCCUUUUUUGUCACCAUGAUCGUGGUGGGAAGCGUCGGUGGAGCGUAUGUCGUCAAACACCAUAAAAAGGCCAUGGCAAUUUACGGCCAGGCGUCCGUCUUAGCGGAGGAGGCCAUCAGCGCUGUAAGGCAUGUAACUGCCUUCGGAAUCCAACCGUUAUUGUCGCGACGAUAUCUCUCUGCGCUGGAUCAGGCGGCGAAGGCGGAUGCUAAAGCAGAGAACACGGUUUCGGCCAUAAUCGCUUGGUCAAAUGCCAUGCCGUGUCUCAUCUACGCACUCUCCUUCUGGGCGGGCUCCAAAUUCCUGGUCAAAGGAGAGGUCUCCGUUGCAGAGGUGACGACAACGACUUUGGCCGUAACUAUCGGCUCGUUUGCCAUCGCCAGAAUCGCUCCUUCAGCCCAAGCAUUAACAUCCGGGAUCGCAAUCGCUGGCACAGUUCUGAAAGCCAUUGCGAGACAGUCACCCCAGGACCCAUUGUCGGCUGGAGGAGAAGAGCCUGAGGGAGUUGUGGGCGAUAUCCAGUUGGAGGAUAUUGGAAUGGUGUAUCCCUCUCGGGAUGAUGUGAAGAUAUUAAACGGCAUAACCCUGAUCUGUCCCGCAAUGCAGAAGACAGCUAUCGUGGGCCCAUCGGGAAGCGGAAAGAGCAGUAUUCUGGGAUUGAUAGAGCGAUUUUACGAGCCAACGAGUGGCAAAGUAAUAGUGCUUGACGGUCGGGACAUACAACUUUUGAAUCUUGGCUGGUUGCGGCGCCAUAUCGCCAUUGUCGAUCAAAAUCCGAUCCUCUUCAGUGCCUCUAUAUUUGAGAAUAUUCAGUACGGAUGCUCUGAGAUGUUGAGUCAGCUAUCAACAGCCGAAGUCUACGAACGAGUCACAGAGGCUUCUAAGAAAGCUAAUGCACAUGACUUUAUCAUGAUGUUGCCCGAUGGCUACGACACCCAAGUGGGUGAGAAGGGCCUCCAGCUCUCUGGGGGGCAGCGACAGAGAAUUGCCAUAGCCCGAGCAUUGAUCAAGGACCCAAAGAUCCUUCUGCUUGAUGAAGCAACAUCUGCGUUGGAUUCAAAGUCCGAAGCAGUAGUACAGACAGCGCUUGAUGCCGCGGCAGAGCAUCGCACAACUAUCAUAGUUGCACAUCGUCUGUCAACUAUCCGUAAUGCUGAUAACAUUAUUGUUCUCGCCGAAGGCAAGGUUGUUGAACAGGGAAAGCAUGAGGAACUCAUUGCAAAGAACGGCGUCUAUUCUGCGUUGGUGCAGAAGCAAAAAAUUGAAGAUGGGAAAGAACAAGCAAACAUCGACAAUCGCCUUUCCAUCGAUGACAUUGAGAAUGGCUCACAAAGGAUGUCAGCAAAAAAUCUCGAUGAGAAGAUUAUUGAAGUAGAGGAACGGCACCGCAGCUCAACUGCAGGGAUGGCAGCAGAAUCGGGGAACAGUUCCCAGCGCCUAAGUGCGAAACACACACUGGCUUUCAUUGGAAACAUGGCUAAAGAUGACUGGAAAGUAUUACUUCUCGGGAUGAUCUGUGCUAUCCUUGCCGGUUUAGGAAUUCCCGUGCAAUCCAUAUUCUUCGCCAAACUCUUGACAGCUUUUGGUUUGCCACCUGCUCAAUAUGCUCAUCUUCAAGACGAGGCAAAGCUUUGGUCCGGCCUGUACGUUGCCAUGGCAGGUGCUGCUUUCAUUUUCUGGAUGGCUGUUGGCAUAACGCUGUCAUACGCAACUAAACAGCUCUCACGCCGAGUCCGUGAUGCCUGUUUUAAGUCCAUCAUGACGCAAGAUAUGGCUUUCUUCGAUGAAGCUAAGAAUGCCCCUAGCGCACUUUCAAGCCUGCUCUCGAAGAGUACGAAUGACCUUGCCGGAAUGGGCGGUCCUGUUAUUGGCGGGAUCCUGACAUUCAUCUCGACGAUUAUCGCCGGCAUCGUUCUCUCUUUAGCUGUAGGGUGGAAGCUAGCCCUUGUUUGCACUGCUACUAUGCCUGUCGUGGUGGCCUGUGGCUGGCUUCGGCUGCAGAUGCUAUCGGCAUUUGAUAGCAAGAUUAGACAGAGUGGACUUGAUUCAGCGGCUUAUUCUGGAGAACUUGUCCGCUCAGUGCGGACAGUCGCAUCCCUUGGACUUGAAAAAUAUGCUCUGGCUCGUUACGACGGCUUCUUAGCAAAGCAAGCAGCCAAGUCUCUUCGCUCUAUACUCUCUGCCUCUAGUCUGUACGCCGCGUCGCAAUCUCUUGUCUAUCUCUGCUCUGCUUUGGCGUUUUGGUAUGGCGGAACCCUCAUAGCAGAUGAGGAGUACACCACUUUCCAAUUCUAUAUAUGUUUCGUCAGUCUUAUUUCAGGGUCUCAGAUCGCUGGAUCCAUAUUUACCUUUGCGCCUGAUGCUAGCAAAGCUAUGCAUGCCAGCGAUGAACUGCAGCGCAUCCUGAACGUAAAGCCUAGCAUCAACAAUAAAGCAUGGAGUAGGCAUUCUGCGGACGAAAUGCAACUGAAAGAGAAACAAGAUUUGGAGACGAGCAGCACCUGUCAAAUUCACUUUGACAAUGUGUCAUUUACUUACCCUACUCGGCCAAACCGCCGUGCUCUCGAUGGGCUCAGUGUUACAAUCAAGCCAGGCCAGACUCUUGCCCUCGUCGGUCAGAGUGGAAGUGGAAAAAGCACGUGCAUAUCCCUACUCGAGCGCUUCUAUGAUCCGGAUCACGGACGGAUUCUUAUCAAUGGACAGGAUAUUCGAGAUUUGGAUGUGGACGAGUACCGCCGGACCAUCUCACUUGUUAGCCAAGAAACAAUCGUGUUCUCGGGCACAAUAAGAGAGAAUGUGGCCAUCGGGUUGGCCGAGAACGCAGUAAGCGAUGACGACGUUCUGGCAGCGUGCAGAGCGGCCAACAUUCUAGAGUUUGUAGAGUCGCUACCUGAAGGGCUGUCCACACCUGUAGGUACUGGCGGAAGCAUGCUCAGCGGUGGGCAAAAGCAGCGCAUCGCCAUUGCACGCGCCUUUCUCCGAAAGCCAAAAGUGCUGCUGCUCGACGAGGCCACUUCAGCGCUGGACACCGAGUCUGAGACCAUUGUUCAGGCAGCCAUGGAUGCUGUCAGAAAGGGCAGGACCACCAUCAUGGUGGCGCACCGGCUUCGCACCGUUGUGAAUGCAGAUGUUAUCUGCGUGCUGCAGGAUGGGGCGUUGCUGGAAAUGGGCAGCCACGAGCACUUGAUGGAGAGGCGAGGGAAAUACUGGGAGAUGGUUGGGAUGCAGGCUCUACACUAA